AAGCGUAGUACACGGGGACUCCGUGCUGCUGGGGCUUCAUACCAAGGUUUCCGGCAAUAACCACAUUACUCCACAUUUUGCCAUGAAUUAAAACAGCUGCAAGUUGUGGGUCUCCAUUAAAGAUGAGCCCGUGGGUGGAAUUACCGUGACGGUGUAUAUAUCUUGAGCAAGUAAGGAUUGUACCCUGGAGUAUCCAAGCUGAUGAUUAAGCGUAGAGGAGCAUAAUUAUGGAUGCUAGCAAAUAGCAUGACCUCACAUUUCAAGGCAACGCCCAACCUUGAAAACUGCCCAAUUUUCGUACGGUGUGCCCCGCCCCGUAACACACCCAAAGCGCCCAGAUCAUCGCAAUCACCAGAGCAGUUGUCCAUCCGAUAUGGUAACUUAUCAUCGUUAGUAGUUAUGCGCAUGGCAGGUGACUUUGCCGUUCAUGUUGAGCUAGGAUAACUCUUAAACAUUUUAUAGGGCGACCGUUCAUGCCAAGCAUCCUAGAGGCGCUGAACUCCUUCAAAAUGUCGUUUAGUAGCUUGUACCAGCGUCUGCUGGUCGCAGCCGGGGCUGUCGCUUUCCUAGUCGUUAAAUGGUUCUGCAGACCCGUGCGACGUCAACCGCCCGUUGAGCCUCAGGCUCAGCCCAUCCAGACAGCGCCUGAGGAAGUGGCGCUGCUCGGAGCUGAUGCGGAUGGAGAUGUAGACUUAGACCCUAGGGACGCUGUAGACGCGGCGCCGAACACGACAGGGUAUGAGGCGCCUGAGCUGUCGCAGCUUGACGGAAAAGAGCAGCUCCACGAUAACGCAGCCGUGGCGCCGGAAGAAGUUAUCAUGGAGCCGGCACAAGUUGUUUCUCCCAUUUCACGGCUCCCUUAUGAGCGUCGUUUACGGGAAAGCGCGGCGCGCCAGGAUUUGCAAGGCAGUUCCAAAGCAUCUGCCAGCGCUGAGAGUGUGGAGCCCCCAACCCGCGACCAGCCAACAGCUGUCAGACCUGUUGAUGAGUUAUAUCUCAGAUCGCUCAUCGAUCAGGAGUUGGGAGUUCCAAAGUUUGCAGUUCGCAAGCCGGCACCAGGCAUCGGGGAGCAGCUGCCGGUAUCUUCCGGGGAUGACCGGUCGCUGCAGGAUCUCCUUGAUCAGGCCUUCGGACCCCCAAGAUUCGCGGUUCCAAAGCCCACUUCAAUCCUGGACGGCGGGGCUGAUAGAGAAGCUUGCAAGGGCCCCGCUCCCGUUCCAGCAACUGCAGCCAGGGAGCCGGUAGGGGCCUGUGCGGCAUCUGGAUCACGGCUUGCAGCGAUAGCUGUAUCCCCAGACGUAGCUCCUACGGGGGGUCUGGUGGGUGUGAAGCGCAGUGCAGCGGAAGAAAUUUCUCGUCAUAUCACUGAUGUGGAGCCGGAUGACGUAGCGCCGCCGGAGCCAGAGGGCUUUAUGAUGCUCACCCUGAGCGUCACACAUGGCCCUGCGUCUGGCAAGCGCAUGGUGGCGGACCCAGCAGGCGAGUAUACGAUUGGGCGGCUGCCGGACUCCUGGCUCCAGAUCAUGGAUCAGGAGGUUUCGGGCCGCCAUGCCGCUGUGCGGUGGGACAGCGCCUCGGGCCGCUGGAUGCUGCGCGACAUGGGCUCUCUGAACGGUACGGCGCUGGCGGGUGAGCCCAUUGGCCGCGAGUACAAGGUACCUGGAGAUGAGCGGCCGCUGUCCCACGGCGACGUCGUACAGCUAGGCAGCGACACGCUGCUGAGGGUGGAGCUGUCAGAGGCUCGGGCGGAGCCCGCGGCCCCCGAGGCGUCGGCGGUCGCGGAGGCCGCCGUCGCGGCCGCCGCGGCCGUGGCCGCGGCAUCGGCGGCCGCCAAGCGGCAUCAUAGCGGCGCAGGCUCUGACGCCGCCUCCGAGUCCUGGAGCGGCAGCAUCCUCCGCAGCCACCAGGAGACAGUGGCGGGGCUGCCGGGGCUGCCAACCCCCGGAGUGCAGGUCGACUGUCCGGAGCUGGGGGCGCGGCUGUACGUCCACAACACGCUGGGGGUCGACCACAAGCGCUUGCGCCAGGGCUGUGAGGACGUGCCGCACUGGGAGCUGCCCUUCGGACCGUACACCGGCGCCGGCAUCGUGUGCGUCUUUGAUGGCCACCACGGCAGCAAGGCCGCCAACCAGGCCAAGGAGUAUCUGCUGCCCGUCCUGCGAUCCAAACUACUGCGCCGCGACGGCCGGCAGCCCCCGCCGUUGCCGCCGCCGCCCCCACCGACGCCGCCGCGGCGAGCCGAGGGCGAGGACGGGGAGGACAUGGUGGAAGCGUACGAUGGCGCCAGUAGCGAUGACGUGCUAGAGGAGGAGCCGGCGGACCGAAGCGGCAACGCUGGCGGUGCCGCCGCCGGGCGAGAGGGUAAUGCGGGUGCCCCCGAUGCGAUAAUGAGCUCAUCCCAGGGGACUGGCCCCAGCGGCGGUGGCGGUGUUAACCAGGACGCUGGCGUCCCGGAGCACGGCGGCGGUACCGCUGCCGUCGGCACGUCGGGGCCCGCGGCUAAUGGCCGCGGCGGCGGUGAUCCGCCGGCGGACGCUGCGCUGGGAGGGAAGGAGGAGGUGCUACCAGUGGAAGAGCUGCCGCCACCGCCGCCGGCGGGGCCGCCGCUGCCACCUCUGCUGCGGGGUCGUGACCCGGAGUCACAGCGGUCGCUGCUGAGGGAAACGUUCCUGCAUGCCGACCAGUUCAUGUCAAUGGGGGAGGGCUGUACCGCCACCCUUGUCAUGAUGGAAUCGGACCCGCAACAGGGAGGCUGGAUGCUGCAGAGCGCCAACGUGGGCGACUCCAGUGCGAUGUUGGUCAACUUCACUCGGGGCAGCUGGUGCAAGCUGAGCGAGGACCACCGCAUCGCCUCAUCCUCCAGCGAGCGGGAGAGGCUGGCGGCUAUGGGCCACAGAGUACGGACCCGCCUGUACGGCCUCAAUAUCAGCAGGAUGCUGGGAGACAGGUUCCUGAAGGAGGAGAACCUUGGCUUCCUGGCAGAGCCCCAUGUGAGCCUGCCCGUACAGGUUGCCCCUGGUGACCACGCGGUAUUGAUAGUGGCCAGUGACGGCCUAUGGGACGUGCUUUCCGAGGAGAGGGUCGCAAGGAUGCUGCUACAGGAGGCAGCCCGGGCCUCCGUCACAUCGCUUCCUCGGUUGCCGCAGCAGGCCGCGGCCGCCCCGCCAUCUGCCAGCUUGGGUUGCCAGACAGUGGCGGACAUGCUGCUUACCAAGGCGCUGCUGCAACGCUCCAAAGACGAUAUAACGCUGCUGUGGAACUGUACAAUAGCUGUGACACAUGCUACGUGUAACAAGUUGGGCAUCCAUUAA
Molecule: messenger RNA, 3311 nt
Organism: Volvox carteri f. nagariensis
Lineage: Eukaryota; Viridiplantae; Chlorophyta; Chlorophyceae; Chlamydomonadales; Volvocaceae
Exons: 13
Coding region: 474-3311 (945 amino acids)
Biological process (GO): protein dephosphorylation
Molecular function (GO): protein serine/threonine phosphatase activity; protein binding
Source: RefSeq, a predicted model, not a curated record